This is a messenger RNA of Acanthamoeba castellanii str. Neff, 1101 nucleotides long. Its product is annotated as monad, putative. Gene Ontology annotation, molecular function: ubiquitin binding. Lineage: Eukaryota; Discosea; Longamoebia; Acanthamoebidae. The record is from RefSeq and is a predicted model, not a curated record. The transcript has 6 exons. Bases 1 to 1101 code for a protein of 366 amino acids.
AUGGACGCACCAACGAUUGUGCCCUCGUUUGCCAGUGCCGCACUGCCCUUUGCGCCGUUCUGCACUCUGUGGAUUCCAUCUUCUGCACGUCUGCUGGCACUGGGCUGCCGGCAAGACGGGAGUGCAUCGCUGGGGGCUCUCCACCUCUACAAGCUGGAGAUGCCGGCAGACGACUCUGGGCAACUGCGACUGAUGCUGGACGCCGCCAAGCAGGCCGGAGGGACAAAGAAGACGACCACUGGCCUUAGUCGGGCGGGCCUGAAAUGCGGCACCUUCGAUCUCAGCACACCAAGCGGGCGGCUCCUCGCGGUAGGCGAUUUCGAGGGGCGCGUGAGCGUGUGGGACGUCGAGCGUCUGCAAGGGGAGCGCCCCUUGCAGACGCUCUUCACAAUAGAGGGCGGCCACGAUCAAAUCGUCAACUCGAUCGACGCUACUCCACAUCUCCUUCUCACCGGGAGCAGGGAUGGCAGGGCAUGCGUAUGGGACGUGCGGCAGCGAGGGAAGCCAACGGCAGCAGUGGCCGAGCUGGCCUUCCCCGAGAGCGACUGCUGGGCUGUGACCUUCAGCGGAGCAUCACAGGAGGGCUUCUUUGCCGGCUAUGACGACGGGCGGGUGUACAUGGCCGAACUGCGCAUGAACGCGCAGCCUCGAUGGCAGCACCACCUCGCGCGCAGCUCCGGCAUCUGCUCCCUGGACUGUCACGACGGCAAACUGGUGGCGACAACGGUCGAUGACCACUUCACCCUGUUCGACCUGGAUCUCACGGCGCCGGCGCGUGGACCAGAGCUCAAGCGCGAGGUCAAGGGCCGCCCGACGCUCCGACCGCCAGAGGCAAUGGACGCCACCACGUGGGACGCCCGGUUCAGUCCACACAACCGCGACUACUUCAUGACCGCCGGGGGCAACGGGUACCUGGACCUGUACAAGACUGGCAGCGCGGCGGGAGGGCACGCGUGGAACCUGCAGAGCGUGGCGACCGUCGCGGCGGGCACCCAGCCCAUCCUCUCCUUCGCCUGGAACCAGGCCAAGGAGGGCCUCUUCGCGUUCGCGUCGCUGGACAGCAGCCUGCACGUUGGCUUUGUGCCCACCCCACUGCGAUGA